AUGAUUUUUUUUUUAGGAAAAGCUGUGUCAGACAACGGUCGUGUUGAUGGUGAACAUGAUGUUUCCAUUUCCAACUCAGACUGUGGAGAGGGCCGUCGAUUGAGUUGUGGAAAAAAGAGGAGAUCGAAGGGACGCCGUGACAGCGCGGCGAAGAAAGCUCAUAGGAAGAAGAGGAGACGGCGAAGAAAGCGAAGGACUGAAGUAGGACCGCAUACAAUAACUGGAUCUCUACAUGAUUACUUCGCAGGGAUACAAGUUUUUUCAUACGCUCGUUAUAUGGAGCUCAGAAAGGAGUAUAUAGCGCUACGUCGUCAGUCAAAUAGUCGAGCGAGUAAACUUGCAAAGAAUGACAGUCGUUUCUCAGAGUUUGCUUCUCGCCUCUGUGAUAGAAAGCUGACACAUAAGGUGGAGACGUAUCGAGAUUGCUACUGGAACGCAGACGAGGUAGAAGAUGAUUAG
This is a messenger RNA of Cooperia oncophora, 459 nucleotides long. NCBI's taxonomy places the organism in Eukaryota, Metazoa, Nematoda, Chromadorea, Rhabditida, Trichostrongylidae. The record is from the annotation of a GenBank genome assembly.